This is a messenger RNA of Dicrocoelium dendriticum, 745 nucleotides long. Lineage: Eukaryota; Metazoa; Platyhelminthes; Trematoda; Plagiorchiida; Dicrocoeliidae. The record is from the annotation of a GenBank genome assembly.
CAACAAAGAGAGUCGUUCUACCCUAUGUAAAGAACAUCUCCGAGAUGACAGCAAGAUUAUUCAAACGGCACGGUCUUACAGUGGCCCACAAACCAACUGCCACAUUGAGGAGAACUCUGUCGAACCCCAAAGCUAGACCCGAAACACACGAAAGACGAAAUGUUGUUUACAAGAUACGAUGUCAAGAUUGUGAUAAAAACUAUGUGGGUCAAACAGGAAGACGACUGUCAACAAGAAUACAAGAGCAUAAGAGAGCUUGUAAGAACCAUUACGCUCUCUCACUGAUUUCAAUACAUACAGACGAAGAAGGACAUCACUUCGAUUGGAACAACACAGAAGUCCUAGCAAAAGGAGAGACACGGAAAGGAAGAGAGUUCCUCGAAGCAUGGUACUCAACGCAGCAUUCGAUAAACAUGCACAUAGAGAUUGAUCCAGUGUACCAAACGUUAAGACGGAGGGAACUAAAACACCUUAAAAAAAGAAGAAACCGUCGUGGUCGGCUAAACGAGCCAUCAACAACACAUCAACAACAGCCGGGGCAAAACCAUCCCACGGAUCGCCCGUAUCUAUCAGAGUUGGGCGGACCGGUGAAGGUCACGGGCACAGAUCGAGGCCAGUUCAAAAGUCACUUGCUGAUCGAUCACAAAUCGACGAACAAGUCAGCGGAUUAGAUUGGACCCAGCAGCGCACUGACGAAGUCACCUCGCUUGGUGAUGAAACGUUUGCAUCCCAACUCCGAAGCUCG